UGUUUUGAACUCACUGCAUCCAAUAAGCCCGUACCACCACCCUACAGCCCUCCAUGCACCCUGCAGACACCGCCAGCCAAGCCAUAUUAACCCCAUAAUCUCAGAGGAAUCAGCGAUAUAUUCUCGGAUAAUGUACUAUCAUUGUGUGUCCCUGCUGCCCUGUGUUUAUUACUGACAUUGCUCUAAGCCGGAGAAUAGAGGGAGAAAAGGGCGGAAGAAGAAAGAUGGAGGCGCAGUUGCCAUGGGGGGAAGAAGGUUUGGAAGACGAUGAGGAAGAAUUGGAAGAUCCGGAGGUGGAAAGUUCUGUGAGAGCAGUUGCAUCAGGAAAGGCCGGCACCUACCUGACCAAAAGGGGCAUCACCCUGCGGGUUCUGUUAAAGGAUGGUUUGAUAGAGGCUGGGCAGGGGGUUCUGUCCAUACAUUAUCUGGGCAAGAAAUUCAUGGGUGACUUACUGGUGGAUGGUAAAAUCAGAUGGCAGGAGAAUGGACAGGCAUUCAAUUCUCCAAGUGCGUGGGCUACACAUUGCAAAAGGCUUGUUAACCCUGCCAAGAAAUCUGGCUGUGGUUGGGCGUCCGUUCGAUACAAAGGCCAGAAACUUGACCAGUACAAGACGGCUUGGCUAAGACAGCAUCAGCCUCAUGGACCAGCGGUUGAAGUGCAGAGCCCACUGAGUGAGGGAGAGGAAGAUGACCUGCUUGAAGAGGAGGAAUAUGAAGAAUCGCGAGACUGGAAAGGGAGUACGAUGGAACAAGCCGUAGUUCGAAAACCGCAGGGUAAAGGUGGUGUGGAGCAUGGACAGGCGCAGAGAAGCAGUUUAUGUGAAAUGCGAAUUCCUGUGAAAUAUGCUACUUUAGGGAGCCGGGAUUCAGCGAGAGACCCUCACACCCUUGUUGAAGUGACCUCUUUUACAGCCAUUAAUAAGUUCCAGCCAUUCCAUGUAGCCAUCUCCAGUAACUCUCUCCUGCUUCUGGAUUUCCACAGUCACCUAACAAAAAGCGAGGUAGUGGGAUACCUGGGGGGACAGUGGGAUACCAACAACCAAAUGCUGACUAUACUUCGAGCCUUCCCUUGCCGUUCCCGUUUAAAAGAUACAGAGACUGCUGCAACUACAGAAGAGGAGAUUUGUCAGAGUCUCUUUUUGAGAGGUCUAUCCCUUGUUGGUUGGUACCAUAGUCAUCCUUUCAGCCCAGCCCAGCCAUCACUGCAGGACAUUGAGGCACAAAUGGAUUAUCAACUCAAGUUACAGGGCACAGAGAAUAGCUUCCAGCCUUGCCUGGGCCUUAUCUGUGGGCCUUACUUCCAUGGGAACCCAGGAAUUCAGUCGUCUAUUUGUCCAUUUUGGGUGAUGCCACCAGCUGAAGUGAGUAAUAUUAUUUUGCAGGGGUGCUGGAUAAAUAUGGAAACAAGCGAUUUGACCUUGUUCUGCCCUUUCCAGCACAGGCCAAAUGAUUAUGGAAUUCCUAUGGAGGUGGACGUGACAUACAUCGAAGACAACUUUCUGACCAAUGACAUCCUUCAUGAGAUGAUUAUGUUGGUGGAUUUCUAUAGAGUGGCCCCCGACCUCAUUCCCUUCCAGGACAGGUGGAAUGAGGAGAAAACCUACCUGGAGAAAUUAAAGGCUUCACUAUCAAGUCGAAUGCCCAAGGACCAAGGUUUUGGGCCUGUUCUGGACCAAGUUUACAUGCUGCUUAGCUAACCCUGCUGGUGUUUUGUUCAACAUGAAUUUCUAACUCUCUCUCCCCUUCCCCAUGUCACCCUGGCAGUCACGUAAAUAUGCUUUACAACGGGACUCAAGAUUGUCUACACUGUCAUUUUACUCCACUCACUAUCAGCAAGAAUAACUUACUGAGUUUACACAUGAACUUUAAGUCCCUAUACAAAAACAAAAAACAGGCACAGUUGUUAGGGUUUUGUUCUAAUAAACAGUCUUUGUU
Molecule: messenger RNA, 1935 nt
Organism: Pelobates fuscus (common spadefoot toad)
Lineage: Eukaryota; Metazoa; Chordata; Amphibia; Anura; Pelobatidae
Gene: MPND
Product: MPN domain containing
Exons: 12
Coding region: 225-1697 (490 amino acids)
Molecular function (GO): protein binding; metallopeptidase activity
Source: RefSeq, a predicted model, not a curated record